Aspergillus oryzae RIB40 is the source of this 1113-nucleotide messenger RNA. RefSeq lists its product as uncharacterized. The transcript has 5 exons. The record is from RefSeq and is a predicted model, not a curated record. Bases 1 to 1113 code for a protein of 370 amino acids. Lineage: Eukaryota; Fungi; Ascomycota; Eurotiomycetes; Eurotiales; Aspergillaceae.
AUGCCUGCGAAGAGGAAGAGGGCUACCGCAGGGGCUGAGGUUUCAUUACCUUCUGCCGUUAAUGGGGAACCUCCAGCAUGGGCAAAUUUCCGCUCGGAAUUAGGUGACACCCUUCCAUGGUUUCGAGCCGUUCAAGGUGGCAUAUAUCAUAAAGAUGGUCUGGCCUGGGGGGUUCUGGUUGAUCGCGACUCGGGAGAACGCUCAUACAUUGAUGAAGAAGUGGUAAUAACCAGGAUAGGUGGCUCAUGCUCUAAGAAUGCGAACGGAGAUUUGGUUCGCGUCAAGGAUCAAGCAAAGAAAGAUCUUCUGGUAAAAUGUCUCAUGAACAGCAUGGAGCAGAAGGUUCCCGUCGGAGUUAUUAUCGGGGAGCACAACACUGUCUUGGGGAAAAUGGUCCCGCACCCGUAUAAUGUGAUGGAUUACUUCCGCAUCACGAAUAUCUGGUUUGAAUGUAUUGGCAAGCGUAUUGCUGCGAAGGUGCGCUAUGAGAAGUUGGAUCUCCAGAGCAAGAGCUGGUGGGCGGACAAAGGGUCGUUACCACCGCCGCCUCUUCAAGAACGUGAUUUUGCAAGCAGACCAAACUCAGUUGAGUGCAAUGCAUGUAACAACAGGAGCUUUCAGGUAUUUCACCAAGGCUGGAUGUGUCUACAGCCAUCCUGCACCCGUUUCUUUAAAAUUGGAGCGUUGGCCGCUCCUGCGAACCUCACCUACCACCAAAAGUUCCUGAGCUAUCGGAUGGCCCCGGACCCCGUCAUAAAACCUCACCACAGCCUGAUACCAGACCUGCUCAGCACUUUUGAUGAGGAUGACGCAAGUGUAGCGACCAGUAGAGUGGCUUGGAAAGGGAUUGUAUGCCCACAGUGCCGCAAAUGUAUCUCACGAAAGUUUUGGAGAGGCUGGAAGUGCAGUGACGAUAGUACCUCUAUUUCGACUCAACCUCAGCAUUCAUGCACCUUUGAGAAAAUGACACGAAUGCCAGUUGUGUCCUUACGAUCUGUCAUUGAUACUCUCGAAAUCGCUCCCCAGAAGCGAGCCUUUAUGCCUGAUGACAAGUUCAUGACUCCAGAGGUUGACGAUAACUCACUGGCUCCAUACAGGAGAGAUUUCCUUUGA